Calypte anna (Anna's hummingbird) is the source of this 1752-nucleotide messenger RNA. It is a transcript of the gene CSF1, whose product is annotated as colony stimulating factor 1. Bases 93 to 1616 code for a protein of 507 amino acids. Gene Ontology annotation, biological process: osteoclast differentiation; positive regulation of macrophage differentiation. NCBI's taxonomy places the organism in Eukaryota, Metazoa, Chordata, Aves, Apodiformes, Trochilidae. The transcript has 9 exons. Gene Ontology annotation, molecular function: growth factor activity; cytokine activity. Gene Ontology annotation, cellular component: membrane. The record is from RefSeq and is a predicted model, not a curated record.
GGCGGCGGUUCAGCCCGGCCCAGUUCGGCCCCGCCGCCGCCUCGACCACACCGACCCAGCUCUGCCGCAGCCCCGACCCCACGGCAGCCUCCAUGCCCCGCCUCGGAGCCAAGGUGUCCCUGUUCCGCUGCACCCUGCUCUCCUCCCUCCUCCUCCUUCUGGUCUGUAGCAUCCAUGAGACUGAGCAGAACAGUUACUGCCAGCAGAUCAUCACGGAGAGGCACCUGGCUGAGCUGGAGGAGCUGGCUGACACCCAGAUGCAGCACCCGGGCAGGGUCUCCUUCAAGUUCAUCGAUAAGAUGCAGCUGAACGACUCUGUCUGCUACGUUAAAGCUGCUUUUCCUCUGCUGGGUAAGAUCCUGGAGAGGACGGAGUUCAAGGAGAACUCUUCCAAUGCCAAGAAGAUGCAGACGGUGCGCAGGAUGUACAGCAGCAUCGAUGAGAAUGUUGACCCCUGCAUCAGGGAUGAGGAUGAUGAGGAGAGAAAGCUGUCCCAAAUGUGCUUUGAGGAGUUCACCACCUCCCCCUAUGAGAUGCUGGUGCUGGUGAAAGAGUUUUUCCAAGACAUCAACCAGCUGCUGCAGAACCAGGAGAGCUUUGAGAAGGAUUGCAGCCAGGUCUAUCGCAGGGCGUGCUUGGGACCCAGGAAAGCUGCAUCCUCUCCAGGUGUGGGGACAGAUCCUGACUGCAAUUGCCUGUCCCCUGCCCUCCCUCCUGCCACCCAGCCGUCCCUCUCUGCUGCCACCCAUGUCGGCAGCGAGGUGGCACCCGCUAGCACCCAGCUCCCUUACAGCCACCUCCAUGCCACCCUCGCUGUCUUAGACGCCCUCUCCCAGCCCCCCAGUAGCAUGGACGGUGGCUCCGGGACCGAGGAGGUCCUGGGUGCCGGGGUGGGUGACACGGUGUCCGUGCCAUCUCCCCUCCUCACCACGCAGCAGCAGCAGCAGCAGCAGCAGACGGCUCCAUCCGACGGCACCAAAACCCCCCGGGAACCACCUGGGACCCUCAGCCUGGCAGCGCUGGACGUCCCCAUCCUACGUGGGGAUGGAGCCCUGGUAGAGGAGGGCACCACCGGAGCGGUGCUCAACCCCCCGCUCCCCCCGCGGCAGCAGCCGGGAGCACCCAUCCUGCCGGACCACCCUGCCGGGCUCAGGACCACCAGACCGGCACCGUCUCCCGGUGCAGGGGGCAGGAUCCGUCCUGCCGAAGCCUCCCAGCCCGUCGGCCAACUGCGCUUCACCAGGAUGGCCCCGGGGAUGAUGCGGGACCCGGUCCCGGGCGGCCCCGGGGAUGGGGCGAGAGGCGGGGGGCUGAGCCGGCUGCGGGAGCCCCAGGACCCGCCCGGGCCCGGCUUUGACUCCGGGUUUGUUCUGAGCGCAGAGCAGCGCAGGAAGGAGCCGCCCCCCAGGGAGGGCCGCCGGGAGCCCCUGCUUUACAUCACGGUGGCCAGCGUGGUGGCCGUCUUGCUGGCCAUGGGAGGGCUCCUCUUCUACAAGUAUAAAUCCAGGGUCCUGGAGCGGUCGCUGGAUGAAGGGGACACAGACCCCGAGGAGCCACAGAGGAGGGCACUACAGGGAGCGAGGGGAUGUCCAGAGCUGGAGACUGAGGACCUCUAAGGGCCCAAUGUCAAGCUGCUCGGGGGAUGGAUCCAGAUGCUCCUGGGAAGGAGGGUCGGGAUGUUCUGCUCCCUCCAGUCCUGCCACACACCGGGGCUGCCCUCUCCCUCCCUGCUGGCCAGAGACUGCCAAAAAA